Molecule: messenger RNA, 1029 nt
Organism: Phacochoerus africanus (Common warthog)
Lineage: Eukaryota; Metazoa; Chordata; Mammalia; Artiodactyla; Suidae
Product: basic proline-rich protein-like
Exons: 6
Coding region: 1-1029 (342 amino acids)
Source: RefSeq, a predicted model, not a curated record
AUGCACGUGGGCCCUGAUAUAGAGGCCCAAUCCUUGCAGCUGGGAAUGGUGGUCCCUGUGCCGACCCUCAUCUGGGCCUGGGCCCUCUGCCAAGUGCCCCUGUGGGAUGGGAGGAGCCCCGCCGGCAUCCAGGACCGACCCCCGCCCCCCCACCCCGUCCCUCAGUGCGCCGGCCCGGCUCCCCUCCUCAGCCGGGCGGAGUGGAAGAACCCGCACCCUCGGCCCGCCCCUGCACCCGGAGACGCGGCGCCCGACGCUCGCCAGACUGUGCCACCGCGCAGAGAGGAGGGGGGCGCCUCUGCCGGCGGCGCGCGGAGCCUGCUGUAUCUGAGGCGGCGGCUCGGCCGAGCGCUCCGGAACACCGUUCGGCGGCCCCGCACCUCGGCCGCGCGGCUGCCAGGCCCGGAGGCGGCAGGGACCCGAACGGGGCCGCUAGCGGCAGCGCGCCGCCUCCCCCCCGGUGGGAGCGGUGGUUGGGCCCGGCUGCGGCAGAGCGUUCGCUCGGAGAUGGCGGAGCCGCCGCGACGCGGCCCGAGGCCCCGAGAGCAGGGAAGCCGGGCAGCCCCGGGACGUGGCGGAGCCCGGGGACAGCGGGGACGCCGCCCAGUCCGCCGGACUUCCCUCACCGUGGCCACCAAAACCGCCCGCAGGGGCGUCCCGGGCGGCCCCUCGGGGCGGCCCGCGUUCCCCUCCCCCUGUCCCUCCCGCCGGCCGCCCCUGGUAGUGGCCUCAUUCCUGUCGGCUCGUCCCCUCAGCACGGGGCUCCUCCUCCCCUCGGGGCUCUCCCGCCCCGAUGUCAUCGCUGACUCUAGUCCCUCCACCCGCAGCCCCCAUGUGCCCGCCCCCUACGCCCACGGCGCUGCUCUGUCCCCCUCCUCCCACGGCAUCCGAGCCGCUGGUCUCCACCGCGGGCCCCACACCCCCCGGCCUCCCCAGCCCCCACCUCCUCUGCUUUCCGUCGAACCUCCCGCUGCUGCGCACACGUUCAGCACCUUUCUGCGCGGUGGUCCCGCUUCGGUCCGAAGCUAA